GAAGUUUUUUGACAAAUCUUAUAGAAAAUAAAAAUUAUUAAUUAUUAACAACGAAUCUUAUAUAUACUUAUAUACAGUAUAGUAUAAUAAUGUAUCAAAAAUUAUUAUUAUUAUUAUUAAUAACAAUAUUUACAAUAAUUUUAAGCAAAUGUAAAGCUUUAGAUUUGUCUGACUGUCCCCAUGAAUGCAAUUCUAUUAAAUCCAAUAAUUCUCAACCAAUUUGUGCCUCAAAUGGAAAUACUUAUGAAUCGAUUUGUGAGAUGAAAAAAUCCAACUGUAGUCUAACUCAAGAGGAUUGGGAGCACUGUAGAGGAAGACAUCCCUUAUGUCCAUCCGAUUGUCUCGACAUUCAGGAUCCCGUUUGUGCCGAAGACGGAAAAUUUUAUCCAAAUAAAUGUGUACUUCAUAAGAGAAACUGCGGCAAGAAAAUUGCUGAACGAUCGCCACUAUUCUGCUUCGGGAGGAAUAGACAGGGAAGAAAAUAUGAAAGUUGUCCCAAAACGUGUCUCGAGUUCCCGAAACCCGUCUGUGGAAGUGAUGGCCAAAUAUAUCUGAAUGAAUGCCAAUUAAGACAACGUAAUUGCGGUACUGAUGUUAAAAUUGUGGCAAUGAAUGAAUGCGUCAAAACAGGAAGUUGUCCGGACCAAUGUUUAGCAAUCUAUGAUCCCGUGUGCGGAUCCGAUGGCAAAAUAUAUUUAAAUCACUGCAAAAUGCUUCGCGAAAACUGUGAGACCGGCAUAAAGCAAAUGCCGCUACAGUUUUGUGUCGGAGAUGAUGAACAAAAAAUCUAAUUAUUAUUAUAAUUAUUAU
Molecule: messenger RNA, 810 nt
Organism: Oppia nitens
Lineage: Eukaryota; Metazoa; Arthropoda; Arachnida; Sarcoptiformes; Oppiidae
Exons: 10
Coding region: 90-791 (233 amino acids)
Biological process (GO): multicellular organism development; cell differentiation
Molecular function (GO): protein binding
Source: RefSeq, a predicted model, not a curated record